Messenger RNA from Strongylocentrotus purpuratus (purple sea urchin), 1793 nucleotides. Its product is annotated as melatonin receptor type 1C. The transcript is spliced from 3 exons. The coding region runs from base 576 to 1718 and encodes 380 amino acids. Gene Ontology annotation, molecular function: G protein-coupled receptor activity. Lineage: Eukaryota; Metazoa; Echinodermata; Echinoidea; Camarodonta; Strongylocentrotidae. The record is from RefSeq and is a predicted model, not a curated record. Gene Ontology annotation, biological process: G protein-coupled receptor signaling pathway. Gene Ontology annotation, cellular component: membrane.
AGUGACAUCGCCACUGAUCAACCCAUGCAUUCACAAUUACGGUGGAUCAACCGCGAGCGAGCGCCAAAUUGCUCCUGACACCACUAAACCUGCUUCACCUUUGUUAAUUGCUGUCUGAUUGUCGGCACAGCCUGUUCCACCCCUUUCGAACAGACUCAAGAGCUUUGUAAAAUCCAAACUUCUUUUAAAAUUCAUCUUCUUUUCUGAUUCGAACUUCUUUACAAGUUAAUCAGCAGUUCACGCCGUCUCCUUCUUUACGACCGCUUUCAAUUUAAUCAGGCGAUGUACUUGUUUUGACGUCCUGAGCGGUUCUUUUUUUGAACUUCAAAAGAGGCCAUUUGCUUGUAAGGAUUGAUGAUGACCGUGUCUUGAAUCUUUUUAUUUAGUUAAAUCCAGAAGAAGGAACACAUUUUUUGCUCAAAGCAAAUUUAUUUUCAUUUCAGGUGUAGAAAGUCAUAUUCAUUUUAGUAUGAUAAUCACAAGAAAUAAAAACGGUUUCAUGUGCUGAUUCGAAAAAGUUGGAAAAUAUAUUUCAAGAACGUUGAGAAUAUCUAGUUUCCUGGAUAGAAAAAAAGAUGGUUGAAACAACAGCGACAUCGUUGAUCACAGAUACAAGUCUGGCGGAUGUGAACUUUACAAUAUACGACAUCGAGAUGACAUCGACUGUCAACGUUUCAUCAACAAGUAUGGACGUGGGCGACGAUACCGGAAUACACCUGUACGCCGAUGAACACGUGUUUAACACGAUUCUGCUAGCGGUGACCGUUACGAUGACGGCUUUCGGGUGCGUGGGAAAUGCACUGGUGAUCGGAGCCGUUCUCACGCAUCGCAAACUAAGAAACCUCGGUAACGCGUUCGUGGUCAACCUUGCGGUCGCUGAUCUCGCCGUCUCGGCGUUCAUCAAUGCGUUCGGCAUAGCCGGCGUUGUCACGACCGGAGCUUUCUUCGACAACAGACAUGUCUUGUGUCAAGUAAUCGGCGUUAUCUGUAUCAUGAGUUGUUCUUGCUCCCUUUGGAGUAUCGCUAGCAUCGGUGUCAACCGCUACAUUGCCAUCGUCCACGGGAGCAUCUACCGGGACAUCUUCAACAAGCGUACCCUACCUUUUCUUUUGAUCACACUCUGGAGCAUAUGUUUCUUCAUUGAUCUACCGAACCUGACGGGAUGGGGUGCUCACACCUUCGACCCCAAGCUCAUGCUGUGUACCUAUAACUACGCAGAAGCGUACAGCUAUACGUUCUUCUUCAUAUUAGUGGGGUUCGGGAUACCCUUGACAGCCUUGAUCUAUAGUUACGCCAGGAUCGUCAUCUAUGCUAGAGCUACCAAGGCACAGGUUGCCGCCAUCAGCAAAGCAGACAAGUCGAAGUCAUCGACUACGAACCAGGCAAUCCGUAACAACGACCUCCGGCUCCUACGCAGUGUCCUGACCAUCGUCGUCGUCUUCUUCAUCAUGUGGACACCGUACGCCGCCAUCGUCGUCUUCGAUCGCUACGCCACGUGGUCGAGGACACCGCACGUCGUCGCCGUGGUCAUGGCUCACAUGAAUAGUUGCAUCAACAGCAUCAUCUACGGAGCGACCAAUAAGAACUUCCGCCAGGCCUACGCCAGACUCCUCAUCACACUCUUCACGUGUGGGACGCGACGGGAGAUGCAGAAGAAGGACCAGCAGCAGAGGAAAAUCAUGGCGACUUCAAACACGAGCACGGCAUCCAAUAUCUAACACGAACUUGGGGGAUGUUUCACAAAACUUGUCAUCAGUGUGACGAAUGACAGUUUUUGUUAUAAGCUACUGAAA